Molecule: messenger RNA, 1212 nt
Organism: Aspergillus ochraceoroseus IBT 24754
Lineage: Eukaryota; Fungi; Ascomycota; Eurotiomycetes; Eurotiales; Aspergillaceae
Exons: 4
Coding region: 1-1212 (403 amino acids)
Biological process (GO): late endosome to vacuole transport via multivesicular body sorting pathway
Cellular component (GO): multivesicular body
Source: RefSeq, a predicted model, not a curated record
AUGGCGAGUAAUAUUCCGGCUGGACUGAAACCCGCAGAUAUUGGGCGGUUUGCCCUACGAGCUGCCCAGCUCGAGAGCGCAAAGCCCAUCAUUUCCUACUGGUGCCAUUUCUGGAUCGUUAACCAGAUCAUUGAAAAAGGAUUGCAUAAUUCCGACGAUGAGGUUAAGCUAUACACGGUGAAUCUUAUGGAGAAGUUGGAACAGUUCAAAAUAGAGAAUCCCGAUAACGAUGCGAUCCUGGACUCGGUCGCUGCGAGCGCCUAUGUGGAGCAAUUUGGUCUGGAGGUUUUUGGUCGUGCGGAGGCAACUAUGAGAGCCAACAAAGUGACAAAACAAACGGCGGACACAUUUCAGGCGGCAGCGACUUUCCUCGAACUGUGUCAGAUUUGGAAUCCCCUCGACCCGGAAAUUGCGGCGAAGGUGAAGUUCGCCAAGUACCAUGCGCUGCGGAUCGUCAAGGCGAUUAAGGCGGGAGAAGACCCCAAUGAAUCAAACCCCGUGAUUCAGGAGGAGGAGGAGGAAGCAUUGCCUGAAGAACAAGAGCUACAGCACGGACAGAUCGAGGGUCAAGUCGCGGGUGUUGAUGGACUGCGCGCGCACGCCCUCCAACCCACCGUUGAAGAGGUCCCAGACGAAUCUCAGCCCACACAGUAUUCAACCUCAUCGCCCACCCUUCCACAGCCUCCCACAGCCUCGACUGAGCUUCCCUCCGCCCCGGACAGCAUCCCAACUACAUCUCACCAGCACAUGGACGUUGACGAAGAUUCACCACUUAGUCUCCCUUCGGCCCCCGAAACGCUCGCGUCACGAUCAAUGGGAGCUGAGGGGCCGGUUUUACCAGAUACCCCGACCAAGAUUGGGACACACGACCACGCUGCGCCUUCAAACACGUUCCAGUCGUUCCCGCCACCAUCGGGGAUAACCCCUGUGGGCCCACCUGCUCCCCAUGAUGUAAGCUCAUUCUAUCACACGCCCAGCACCGGUGAGCCUUCACGAAUUGCACCACCGGCUGGACCGGGGCGUGUGCCUCCAGUCCAGCAACCAGCGCCAAUAUCGACAGCUGCGCAGGUGAACUCUCAUGGCGUCGAUGACGAGGCCAUCGCACUUGCUCAGAAGCAUGCUCGCUGGGCUGUGUCUGCGCUGGCCUUUGAUGAUGUCCACACCGCAAUCAAGGAAUUGCGCAACUCGCUCCGUUAUCUUGGUGCUGAAUAG